ACAGCCUGCGCUGCGCAGCGUCGUCCCCUUCUCCUCUUCUACGCUGCCCCAAAUCAUCCCGCCUGCUCGGUUCAAACCUCAAACCCCAAAGGUGGUCGCCGCCUCCGCCGCAGCCGCCUCAUCCGGAUCCCGCCGGCGCUGGGGAGGCCUUUCCUCUUCGCCGCAGAUCUGGACGGGGAACGCUAGGGUUUCCGCCGCUCGCAUUCUCCCUUCUUAAACCCUACAAUCUCUCGGACCGGAGGGCCUCCCGGACGCCGGCGACUCCCCGCCCCACAUCUCGCUCUCGGAGAACCACUCCAGCGACGGCGGCCUGCCUCUCCCGGGGACCGGCUGCCGCCCCAUCCUCCCUCGCCGCCAGAUCGACGGCAAUCCCGUCUUUCUUGCUCCUUCCUCUCCGGCCUCGGCAGAUCGACGCGGGUGGCGACCCUCUCGCCCGGCCCUCCCGAGCCCGGUUGUCAUGGCUGCAAGAAAGGAUAAUCCAGUCCUUAUUGCUUGCCAAGCACCCAGUGGCCGUGUCACUCGAGCUCAAGCUGCUAAUAACCGUGGAAGGUUUGGAGUGGCUCACCCUGCACCAGUACCUGUCAGAAAACCGCCGGCAAAAACAAAUGCGAAAAGGGGAGCUUUGGAUGAGAAUGCUUGUGCAAGUGCUGUAACAUCAGCUCCACAGCCUAAAAGGCGAGCAGUGCUCAGGGAUGUGACAAACAUAAGCUGUGCAAACUCAUACAAAAAUUGCACUGCUGCGACUAAGCUGCAGUCAAAGCCACCCCAAAAGGUGGCACGAAUGCCGAGCAAGAACAAGCAGUGUGCAAAGAAGGCUCCUAAACCACCCCUUCCUGCUGUUAGUGAAGCUUCAUUUGUUAAUGAUUCUGAGGAAGCUCAGAAGGGAGAGCUUUUUGCACCAAAAGAGGAGCCCACUGCUUUGCUCGAAAUUAAGGGGUCAUUGUCAUUACAAAAUAUUGAAUGGAACAGGUUGAGUGGGUUUCAUGAGGCAUUCUUUCAGGGAAGGAACACAAGGGAUAAAUCUGAAACUGCGGACUCAAAGAAUGGGAACUAUGCUGGUUUAAAUAUUAUAGAUAUUGACAAAGAUAAUGGCAAUCCACAAAUGUGUGCUUCCUACGUUGCAGAGAUAUACGCAAACUUAAUGGCCUCAGAGCUUAUAAGAAGACCUAAAUCGAAUUACAUGGAGACUUUGCAAAAGGACAUUACAAAGGGGAUGCGAGGGAUUCUGAUUGAUUGGCUUGUUGAGGUUUCCGAAGAAUAUAAGCUCGUGCCAGACACGCUGUACCUCACUGUAUAUCUUAUUGAUAUAUUUCUCUCCAGGAAAUAUAUUGAGAGACAAAAACUUCAACUUCUUGGGAUAACUAGCAUGCUCAUUGCCUCGAAAUAUGAAGAGAUCUGUGCACCUCGUGUUGAAGAAUUUUGUUUCAUAACUGAUAAUACAUAUACAAAAGCUGAGGUGCUGAAAAUGGAGUGCCAAGUGCUUAAUGAUCUAGGAUUUCAUCUUUCUGUUCCUACAACAAAAACAUUUCUCAGGAGAUUCCUUAGAGCAGCACAGGCUUCUCACAAAGCUCCUUCUGUAACUUUGGGUUAUCUGGCUAAUUAUCUUGCGGAGUUGACUUUGACCGAUUACAGUUUCCUGAGAUUUCUCCCUUCAGUGGUGGCAGCUUCUGCAGUCUUUCUUGCAAGAUGGACCCUUGACCAAUCAGACCUUCCAUGGAACUAUACUCUGGAGCAUUACACCUCAUACAAAAGUUCUGAUAUUCAAAUGUGCGUAUGCGCUCUACGGGAACUGCAGGGCAACACCAGUGGAUGCCCCCUCAAUGCUAUACGUGAAAAGUAUAGGCACGAAAAGUUUGAAGGUGUAGCCAACAUGUUGUCACCGGAACUGAGUCAGUCGCUCUUUAGUAUACAAGCUAACGACAUCAAUCCCCUGCUGAUUGACAACUAUUAGCAGCAUCAAUCUCCUGACAAUUGUGUCGCCCACAUUUCGAAGUUCUUGUGGCACCGCUCCCAUCCCAUUCAAUCCCCUUGAUCUGGUUGUGUUGUGUUGUGUUGUGUUGUCCCCCGAGCUGGUGUUGUUUUUCUGACCUUUUUCGAGUCGUGCAGUAGUACGUGAUGACUCGCAUAAAUAUUGUUUGGCUUGUAGGCUUCUGAUGCCUUGUAUGAUGGCCCUAUCUGUAUAAUAACCCAUUGCUGCUUGAUUUAACGUAGAUUGUGUCGGAAUGAUUAUUUUUCAGAGUGUAGUGCAAUGCUCUUAAGAUUGAAAGAGCACUAGAAUCCAGGAUGAUGUAACCUGUUAUGAAUCCAGGAUGAUGUAACCUGCUUCAUGCAAUUCAUACUUGGUUUGUAAA
Lolium perenne is the source of this 2351-nucleotide messenger RNA. Its product is annotated as cyclin-A2-1. The record is from RefSeq and is a predicted model, not a curated record. Gene Ontology annotation, molecular function: cyclin-dependent protein serine/threonine kinase regulator activity. NCBI's taxonomy places the organism in Eukaryota, Viridiplantae, Streptophyta, Magnoliopsida, Poales, Poaceae. Gene Ontology annotation, biological process: mitotic cell cycle phase transition.